Bathycoccus prasinos is the source of this 720-nucleotide messenger RNA. RefSeq lists its product with no specific name. NCBI's taxonomy places the organism in Eukaryota, Viridiplantae, Chlorophyta, Mamiellophyceae, Mamiellales, Bathycoccaceae. Gene Ontology annotation, cellular component: membrane. The record is from RefSeq and is a predicted model, not a curated record. The coding region runs from base 1 to 720 and encodes 239 amino acids. The transcript has a single exon.
AUGUUCACCGCGCAACAACUCCAAGCCGCGCCGUAUUCCCAGGACAUCCAAAAAUGGUUUCUCAUGUGGUCCGCAUCUUUCUUGUUUCUGAGAAAUGUGCUUUUCCGUUCCAAAACCGCCGACUUUAGCAACCGCUUCGUGAGCAUCGUCCACGCGUUGAUCGCGAUUUACUUGAGCUACGAGUCCUUUGAAUCCAUCGAUUCGAGUAUGUUUGAUAAGGUUGGGACGAAAAAUACCCCCGCGCAGACGUAUUGCAUGGCGGUGUCGUUGUCGUAUUUCAUAUACGACUGUUUGUAUUGCAUCGUGACGUUCGAGUUCGACGCGGUCGUGCACCAUAUUUUUACCAUCGGCGGGUUAACCAGCGGCGUGGUGAACCAGAAGUCCGGGGUGGAGUUGGUUGGUUGUUUGUUCUUAAUGGAAGUAUCCAACCCGAGCUUACACUUGCGGUCGUUACUUCGCGAGAUGCGAAUGAAAGACUCCAUGUUUUCCACGUUGAACGACUUGCUCUUCGCCGGUCUGUUUCUCGUCUGUCGAUUGGUUCUAGGCCCGCCGUUGGUGUAUAAAACGUUGACGUGUAAAAACAGCGAUUUGCUGGUAAAAAUCGGUGCGUUUGGAAUUUUAGCGGUGAGCGUGUUGUGGGGUUGGAAGAUCAUAAAGAUGUUCAUCAGCAAGGCGAAGAAGUUGUUAGGGAUAGAGACGAGGAAGAGGAAGAGAGCGUAA